UUCUAACACAAUGAUUAUAUUAAAAUUAAAUACAAUUUAAAAAAUAUUUUUAAAGGUGUAUUAGUAAAAGAAAUGGAUGCCUUAAUGACUAAAUGUUGUGAUAGUGAUCCAAAGCAAGUUCUGACAUCCGAAGAAUGUGAACCAACAAAUUUUCACUCUAUUAGAAUACUAGAAGACUUACAAUCUUUACCCAAAAAUGUUUUAAUAGCUGCUAGUCCAUACUUCCGUGCCAUGUUCAUUAAUUUUGAUGAAAAUUAUGAAUAUUAUGAUCCUGGUCUUGACACAUGGACAUCAGUUGCACCAAUAUCUGCACAUCGCCAUGGUGUUGGUGUAGGAGUCUUGGAUGGUCUGCUUAUGUAUGCUAUUGGUGGCUAUGAUGGAAAGUAUCUUAAAAGUGUUGAGGUUUAUAGACCAAGUGAUGGAGUUUGGUCUUCUGUAGCUGAUAUGGAAAUAUGCCGAAUGAGGAGGCCUGUUGAUUAAGCUAUGUCGUUGGUUAAUAAAAGAGUUCAGAAAUCCAUAUGCACAAGGAGUUUCAAGUAUACCGCUUAGGUACCACCUCGAUAUAGAAAGACUACUGCUAGUGCAGGACAGACCACGGAGAAUAGGAAUAGCAAGCAUCGUAUUUAACAGAAUAAAACCACCAGUGCCCACGGGGGAAGAAACUGCAGAACAACUAGAAGCAGACAUAAGACUGACAAAUAGGGUCAUAGACAAAUUUUUCGCUUUAAAUGAUGAAAUAGAUAUAGAAGCGUGGUCAAAUUUUAGGAAAGCACAAAUGUAUGGAGCAGCACGAUUAAACAAUAAUAAUAGUAACAAUACUAACAAUAGAAAUAGUAAUAAUAUUAGUAAUAUAGGUGGAGGUAGUAGGCUUAGAAGUAUAAAUGAAUUGAAUUUGAUGGAAAUUAAUUUAGAUGAUAUAGUUCCGAAUAAUUUUAUUAGUAAUAUGGACGAAGUAGAUGGAUUUACAGAUAGCGAUAGUGAUUAAAAUAUGAGAAUAAAAUAAGAAGAAAUAAAUAAUUAAUGUGAUUGAAAGAUACUAUAAGUUGAUUGUUAGUUGUUGACAGUGGGAGAACAGUGAGGCUUACAAAAUGUAUAUUUAACACAGUGGUUAGCAAACGGGGAUACGCAAAUUUUGUAAAAUAUUUUGAUUAAAGAAAUAACGUAACUUAUCGAUCAGGUUAGUAGAAUUAAUUAAAGGAAAAAGUAAUUGGUCUGAAUGUCUAAUUUUUUAACAACAAUACUACUACAACAAAUUGAUCACAGCAUAUUGUAUUGUCCACAUAAUAAUAAUAAUAAAACAGCAGCUUAUCUGACAAAAUAGUAAAUUAAAAGUAAAGAGAGAACAGGAAAUAACAAUAAUAUUAGGAAUCGGUACGGCGUAUAACAGUGAGUCAUGUGAUCUAAUAUUAUUACACUUUGAUCAGUGGUCCGUUGUUAUAUACUGGACGAAUUACACUCGAGGAAAGAAAUAGAGACAUUUGAUCAGUUGGUGUUUUGUUUAAGAGUUAUGCAUAUCGUAUAUACCUAUCGGAACUUUGAACGCGAGCAUUAACGGGACAAAUGGCUAAAAUAAUCCCAAUAAGAAAAUGAUACGAAUAUAGUCUCGUUGAUUUAGUCAAUAGCGUGAAUUGAUACUUUGAUUAAUUAGCACAAUGAGCGCUAGGGAUUCAAUCAGCAAGGUAAAAAUAAAUACAACUAUUUAGUAAAACAAAUUAAUUUUAAUGUUGGAAUAGAUCAGAAAUACAACUUUUGAUCUGGACUGAUGAGAUAAAAUCACGCGAUAAUUAAAAUAAUAUAGUGAAUAGAAAUAAAAUUUAAGUAUUAUGGAAAUAUAUAGUAUAGUAUAUAUAUAUAUAGUAUAUACAAAAGAAUAUAGGAAUUGAAAAAAAAAAUGAAUAAAAUGAAAAAAAAAAGGAAAAGGGAAAAUGUAGGGUUAAAUUUUUAUUAAUGAAAUAAUAGUAAGGGAUAGGAAAUAUGAGAAAAUAUCAUAAGAGAAUCAUACAUAGAGGAACAUACACAUUAUAAAUAUUAUUAACAUGGUGUUGGGAAAAUACAUAACUGUAAUGUAUGACCCCUUGUCAAUACAUUGAUAUAUAAUAAAUAUAAGAAAUAUACAUUUAAGUAAAUCAGAACUUUAUUUUAAAUAUAAAUGAGAUUCAAAAAACAUGUUUUACAAUACAAAUUGGAGGGAAAAGAAAUUAACAAUGAAUAAUAGUAAUGACUAGCACCAUUCUCAGAGUGUGCUUCUUAUCAAAUUAAUACAUCAAAGAUGUUAUAUAUUACAUCUGCUCACCCCUAAGUUUACAAUACUUAUAAUGUGAAUUUAUACAAUGUAUAACAAAAACAAUUUUUUUCUUAAUAAAACAUAUUACAAACAUUUACAUAU
Molecule: messenger RNA, 2386 nt
Organism: Acyrthosiphon pisum (pea aphid)
Lineage: Eukaryota; Metazoa; Arthropoda; Insecta; Hemiptera; Aphididae
Product: kelch-like protein 17
Exons: 3
Coding region: 73-480 (135 amino acids)
Molecular function (GO): protein binding
Source: RefSeq, a predicted model, not a curated record